This is a messenger RNA of Sander lucioperca (pikeperch), 1103 nucleotides long. Its product is annotated as putative nuclease HARBI1. Bases 1 to 873 code for a protein of 290 amino acids. The record is from RefSeq and is a predicted model, not a curated record. The transcript is spliced from 3 exons. Lineage: Eukaryota; Metazoa; Chordata; Actinopteri; Perciformes; Percidae.
AUGGACUGGGUAAAGAUAGCCACUACCGUCGGUAUACUUUACCGAGAAGCUGAAGAGGAGGCUGCUGAGCUGAGGAGGAACCUGCGAGUGAGGAGAGCCAGGAUGAGGAGGAGGAGGCUGGAACGGCGUUUGGCUAUUUCAGCUUUUGUCUCUGGCAAUGAUCAAAGUCCUUCUAAGAGAUAUGCACAAGUGAAUGACUGCGUGCCUAUCCUGUUCAGAUUUUUCUCAGAGGCUGACCUAAAGCCAGCCUUUAGGCUCUCCAGGGACACUAUCAAUGUGCUGGUCCGGAUGUUGCCACGGCAAAAGCCACACGGAUGGAGCCAUGAGAUCGAGAUAGCCGUUGGUCUGUACUGGCUCGCAUGUGGCACCUUGUAUAGAGUCACAGCAGACAUCUUUGGUAUUCCGAGAGCCACUGUUGGACGAAUAGUUCACAGUGUAGUGGAAGAGAUGAUGGCCAUCCUGCACAACAUAAUUCAUUUCCCCAAGCCAGAUGAGAUGGAGGAGGUGGGGGCUGGCUUUGCUCGCAUGGCUGGUCAUGAGGCCUUCCGCUAUGUGGCUGGUGCAAUAGAUGGAUGCCACAUCCGAAUUCUCCCACCUGCUGAACCACAAAAGAGGUGCUACAUAAAUCGCAAGCUCUUCCCUUCAGUUAUCCAUCAGGGGGUGUGUGACAGCAGAGGGAAAUUCCUGGAUACAUACGUUGGCAACACGGGGUCAGUCCAUGACGCCCUGGUCCUCCGGAGGUCUCCGAUGUACAAGGAGUCGCUGUAUCCACCAGCUGGCUUCUUUCUCCUUGGAGACGGGGGAUACCCAUGCCUGCAGCGUCCGGUCACCAUCAUUACGCCAUACCGCCAGCCUGUAGCGGGCCAAGUUUAAGCACGCUUUAACAAGCACCAUGCCAAGGCCAGGAGCAUCAUUGAGCGCUGCUUUGGCAUGGUUAAAACCCACUGGCGAGCAAUUUUCCUGAGUGCUUUGGAGAUCCGGCCUCUAUUUGCCCCCAAAGUCAUCUCGGCAUGCUGCAUCCUCCACAACCUUUGUCUGUCGACAGGCGAUAUUCUGGAGGAGGAGGAGAAGGAAGAAGAGGAGGAGGAUGAAGAACAUCAGGG